Messenger RNA from Rotaria sp. Silwood1, 3363 nucleotides. The record is from the annotation of a GenBank genome assembly. Lineage: Eukaryota; Metazoa; Rotifera; Eurotatoria; Philodinida; Philodinidae.
AUGACAGAACCUAAUCCUGUAUUAUGCGUCAAUGAGGAUAUAGCCUCAACAAACAACACCGAGCAGCAAGAAACAACAACACCAACACCAACAACAACAGUUACAAACGAUGAAUCUAAUCAAGAAGCAAUUGUUGCACCAGCCGAAGAAACUACUAAUGAAAAUGUUACUGAUGAAAAUAAAACGGAUGAAAAUAAAACGGAUGAAAAUAAAACUGAUGAGAAUAAGACUGAUGAAAAUAAGACUGAAGAAAAAAAACAAAUUCUAGAAACCUCAUCUAAUAUAAAUACAAAAGAAACAGAGUCUCAGUCUAAAGAACCAUCAAGUGAAAGACAAUUUCAAGAUGCUGAAAAGACAAUAGAAGAGGACGAAGACGUCUAUGAUGAUAAUGAUUCCGAAUAUGAAGAUGUCGACGAUGAAGGAGAAGAAGAAGAAAUUGAUGAGAAAAAUCCUUUACAGGUUUCAAAUAAAACACCAAAUCAAAGCGGCAAUGAAGAAGAUGAGGAACGUAUUAAUAUAAAACCUCGUCGUUUACCUAAAAAACAUGAUGAAAAUGAACACUCAGAAGGUUAUGAAGAUGAUGAUAAUCAAAAUAUACCAAAUAAUAAAGCGAAAUCAACUCGACGAACAGAAAAGAAAUCGGAAAAAAAUCUGGAACCACUUGAUGACGAUAAUGAUGCUCGAAAUCCAGCUUAUAUUCCACGUAAAGGGAAAUUUUAUGAACAUGAUGAUCGAACAAAUGAUGAACCAGAACAAGGAAAGCAAGAACCAGCAAGAAAUCGAAAUCGUCUCUAUAGAGAUUCAGAUGCUAAAUGGCAACAUGAUUUAUAUUAUGAUAAUGAAGAUGAAUCAAACACUCGUCAGUCAAAUUAUAGAGGACAAAGACGUGGUCAUUUCAGACGUGGUGGUGGCGGUGGUGGUGAUGAUCGAAAUCAAUUACAUUUAAAUGAUUAUAUUCCUCCAGCUCAAAGAGGACGAGGUGGUGGUUAUCGUCACCAACAAUAUUAUGAUGAAGGAAAUGAUUAUCGUCGACGAGCUCCACCAUAUGCUAAAUCACGCAAUGAUCGAAUGAAUAAUUUUGAAUUUGAAGAUUAUAAUCGUCCAUCGUCAUAUAGUAAUAAUCGUGGUCGUGGUAAUCGAAAUAAUUAUGUUGAACAGCAGGCACCACCUCGUAGACAAAGACGUGAUUUUGAACAAUAUCAAACUGAAGAACAUUCUAUACCACCACGUCAUAAUCAACAACAUGCAACAAUGGAACAAGCAUUUCAUCGUGAAAGAAAUUUUACUAAUACUCAAUUUCAACAACAACGUAAUGUACCAAAAAAUAAUAAUAAUCGUGAUGAUCAAAAACGAUCAACUGGACAAACGCAUGAGGUAAAUCAAGAUGAUAAUAAAAAUAAAAAUCGUAAUCAACGUCGAGAGAAUAAUGAACCACCAAGACGUCAAAUAAAAAAUAAUCGAAAUCAACAACAACAGCAACAACAACAGAAUGAACCUAGUGCUACGAAUUCAAAUCUCUCUGCUGAAGCGCCAAGUUUUGAACGUCCUAAACGUUAUUCAAAUAUGCGUAGUAAUGCUUCAAAUUCUGGCCAACAACAACAGCAACCACCACCGGUUCAACAACCUCAAAUACCAAUACAAUCCUAUCAAGAUCAACGUACUGGUUAUUAUGAUCAAACUCAUUGGCAGCAAGGACCACCACCUCCAACUACAUAUAUUCAACAACAACAGCAAAUGAUACCAACACAAAUGUAUCAUCCGCAGCAACCAAUCCCACCUCAAACUUUCUAUGUUCCUCCACAAUAUCAAGCAGCUGCACAAUAUGUUCCUAUAAAUUAUCCACAAGGAUCUAUACCUCCACAACAAUUGUUCGAUUUACAAUUUUCAUUAUACUUCAUAUUAAAAAAAAUUAUGCCGUUAAUCUUAGGAGGAGUUUUAUUUAAAAAAAUAGUUGGAGGUGAACAUCAACGUCGUUUAUUAAAAUAUUUACUCGAUGAAAAUAAUCAUAAUCCACUUGAAAGACCUGUUUAUAAUGAUUCUCAUAGUUUAACUGUAACAAUGAAUAUGGCUUUACAACAAAUAAUUGAUUUUGAUGAAAAAAAUGAAAUUCUUGCUGUUAGUGGUUGGAUAGUUCUUGCAUGGCAUGAUUAUAGUUUACAAUGGAAACCAGAAGAAUUUGGAAAUAUUCAAACUAUUCGUAUACCUAGUACACGUGUUUGGACACCAGAUAUUCUUCUUUAUAAUAGUGCUGAUCUCAAUUUUGAAGGUAUAAUGAAAACGAAUUUAAUUGUACAAUCAAAUGGUAGUAUAUUUUUUGUCCCACCGGCGAUAUUUAAAUCAAUUUGUCCAUUUAAUAUUGCUUCAUUUCCAUUUGUAAGUAUUAAUCUAACAACUGAUCAUAGUGAAGGUCAGUUAGAUGCAUAUGUCCAAAGUGGUGAAUGGGAUUUAGAGGCUUUUAUUGUUGUACGAAAAGCAGUUGUUUACGAAUGUUGUCCAACAGUAUAUCCAUUUGUUUUAUUUACAAUUCGAAUUCGUCGACGUACUCUUUAUUAUGUUGUUAAUGUAGUUGUUCCAUGUGUUGUGAUUAGCUUUAUGACUGUACUUGGAUUUCUUUUACCACCAGAUAGUGGUGAAAAAUUAACUCUACAAAUUACAAUUCUUCUUUCAAUUGUUAUGUUUAGUUUAUUAAUCGCAGGAAUUAUACCAGCUAGUUCAACGGCUUUACCAACUAUUGUAAUGUAUUUUACAACAGUUAUGUGUAUGUGUUCAAUGUCCGUUGUUGCUACUGUUGUUGUACUUGUUCUUCAUCAUAGAAAUGCAAAAAAUCAUACAAUGCCAAUGUGGAUUUAUGUAUAUGUCAAUCAAUAUUUAGCAUGGUUAUUAUGUAUGAAACGUCCAGGACAUGAUUUAAGUUGGAAAGCAAUUCGUCGUCGACGUUCUCGUCAAAAUAAUCCUAUUCAUAGUUAUAAAUAUCCUCCGUCACCAUUAUUAGAAAAUUCAUCAAAAUCAUUAUUAGCCAAUAUAACAAAUAUUGAUAAACAAUCAUAUCAAAAAUCAAAUAAUCAAUUAUUAAUACCAGUAAUGAAUCAUGUAGAAAAUUCUUCUUAUAAUCAUGAUACAAAUGAUGUAUUACUACCUUCUGAUAUAAAUAUUUAUCGUUCUGAUCUUCGUAUGAUAAUGUAUGAACUUAAAUUUCUUGGAGAUUAUAUACGAAAAGAAGAAGUAGAUGAUGAUGUAUCACAAGAUUGGAAAUUUUCAGCAAUGGUUAUUGAUCGUUUAUGCCUUGUUUUAUUUUCUAUAAUGACAACAAUCUUUAGUUACGUCACACUUUUUUCUGCACCAAAUUUUUUUAAACUUCGAUAA